This is a messenger RNA of Hypoxylon trugodes, 1702 nucleotides long. RefSeq names its product release factor. Gene Ontology annotation, molecular function: translation release factor activity. The record is from RefSeq and is a predicted model, not a curated record. The coding region runs from base 52 to 1356 and encodes 434 amino acids. Lineage: Eukaryota; Fungi; Ascomycota; Sordariomycetes; Xylariales; Hypoxylaceae. The transcript is spliced from 2 exons. Gene Ontology annotation, biological process: translational termination.
CGUUUAAAAUCUUUCUUUUUUUCCCUCCUUUUCCGUUUUAAUGGAGCAAGCAUGUUGUCAUCGCAAUGGGUGUGUCGUCGCUGUUUAAAUGCAUUGGCUCAGCCUCGGAGUCGCCAGUUUUUACGAUUAGCUAGCACAGAUACACAUAAAAACUUACCACCUGUCCUCCUCCAACGUGCACGAAACAUCACUGCCGAACAUGACAAACUUGCAAGCGCACUCGCGAGCGACUUCGACUCCGGAAUCGCCAAGCGAGCUGGCGAGCUAUCCCGCGUAGCCAACGCCCUAAAAGAAUGGGAAGCCGCCCAGUCCUCCAUAGCAGAGCUUACAGACCUUCUACAAUCGCAAGACGUUGAAUUGCGCCAAUUAGCUAAAGAUGAGCUUUCGACGACCAACGCUAAGCUCGGCACCCUCGCUACCGCCCUAUCAGCCUCGUUAACCCCGCGCGACCCCUUCGCCGACAUGCCCUGCCUACUCGAAGUACGACCUGGUCCUGGUGGUAUGGAAGGACGAUACUUUGCCGAUGCUGUAUUUCGCAUGUAUCGACAGUAUUGCUCGCGCAAGGGCAUACGUGUUAAUGUGCUGAAAUACGAGACGGUCGACGGUGGGGACACCUCGAUAGGCGGGUCGAGCGAGUCACCCUUACAAGAAGCAGUACUCGAAGUUCUAGAUACGGGCGCAUACGAUCAAUUCCGCGGUGAGGCGGGCAUGCAUCGAGUGCAGCGCGUACCAUCGACAGAGACGAGCGGGCGAACACAUACCAGUGCGGUAGCAGUCUGGGUCUUACCUUCGUUCCCCGAAAACGAGAAUGAUAUGCCGAACGAACAAAGCUUCAACGAUCCGAAUAGCAUAUUCUACGUCGAUCCACGGGAAGUUAAAGAGGAGAAGAUGCGAGCAAGUGGAGCUGGCGGACAACACGUUAAUAAGACGGAGAGCGCGAUCCGACUUACACACGAGCCGACGGGUAUCGCAGUUUCGAUGCAGGACUCGCGGUCGCAACAUCGAAACCGACAAGCGGCGUGGACAUUGCUACGAUCGCGAAUCGGACAACGAAGGCGCGAAGAGCGAGAAGAAGAGGCCUGGGCCCUACGGAACAGUGUACUAAGCAAAGACAAGAUUACGCGCGGCAACAAAAUACGCACCUACAAUUACAGCCAAGACCGGUGUACCGAUCAUCGCAGCGGUCUUGACGUGCAUAACUUGCCAGAUGUCCUCGAAGGUGGCGAGACUCUGGACAAAGUCAUGGAGAGCGCGAAGGAUUGGCUUAUUCAGCGGGAAAUUGAACAGUUGAUUGCAGAAGAGGAGGAAACUAGUAAGGCGCCGAUAGGAAAGGCGGCGAAGAAAGGAAAGAGAUAAGUCAUCUCUCCUUUUUACGUAUUUAAUCUUGUCUAUAUGCCGCGGAGCUUUCGUAUGAAGAGCGUUCUACGAAUUAUCUAGAGUAGAAAUUACUUAUGUACAUACGUUACACAUAUACUAAGACGUACAAAAUACCCGAAAAAUGAUAUACGAUUAGAAUUGAUCAUCUCGCCGUCGUUGCUUUCAAAUCAUAGAAUAUGCGCCUCGGUUGCGAAUUUUAUCGUCAUCUCGGAGUUAAUAAAACUUGAAGCUGUCGUAUAACAUGACAAUUUGCUUUUUUUUUUAUCGGGCGGGAAAAAUAACCCACGGGGAGUUUCUCACAUCACCAUUGCCUUGAUUUUUAAUU